This is a messenger RNA of Dothidotthia symphoricarpi CBS 119687, 828 nucleotides long. Its product is annotated as tyrosine-protein phosphatase-like protein SIW14. Gene Ontology annotation, cellular component: cytoplasm. Lineage: Eukaryota; Fungi; Ascomycota; Dothideomycetes; Pleosporales; Dothidotthiaceae. Gene Ontology annotation, molecular function: inositol diphosphate tetrakisphosphate diphosphatase activity; phosphatase activity. The record is from RefSeq and is a predicted model, not a curated record. The coding region runs from base 1 to 828 and encodes 275 amino acids. The transcript has a single exon. Gene Ontology annotation, biological process: protein dephosphorylation.
AUGUCUACUUCAAACGAAAACUCAGAUGCACCCGCUGGCCAGGGCGACUAUGAAACCAAGUACGAGCAGAUUGCCGAAUAUCUCCAAAGUAUCGGACUUUCUGUGAGCGAGCAGCUCACUCAUCACGCGGCUUCAACCAAUCAUGAGGAUCUUCCCCACGACUCUGCAGAUUGCGCGAGAUGCUGCAUGCCAAAAUCAUCAGGCACAGUCACACCUACUAAACCUGCUUCCGAACGCCUAUGCUCUCUCAUCCCACCGCCCAACUACGGCGCCGUUAUCCCCGACGCUAUCUACCGUAGCAGCUACCCCCAGGAGAAGAACUACGAGUUCCUCAAAAAUCUCAAAAUUAAGAGCAUCUUAACCCUCGUCCCUGAGCCCAUCUCUCCCGAGUACCAGGCCUUCAUGGACGGCGCUGGGAUUCAGCACUUUCACGCUCACAUCAAAGCCAACAAGGAGGGCAAAGUCCGCGUCGAAUCUUGCGAGAUGUCGCGAGCCCUACGCUUGAUCAUGGACCGCACCAACCACCCCAUUCUCAUACACUGCAACAAGGGCAAGCACCGCACUGGCUGCACAGUUGCCUGUUUUAGGCGCUUUCUCGGCACAAGGGUGGAGGACAUUCGCGAGGAGUACCAUACCUACGCGGGUGUCAAAGCCCGAUUUCUCGACGAGGUGUUCUUUGAAAAUUUCGACCUCAACCUCGUCAUGUGGAUGGCUCGCCAGGAAGGUUGGGCCAAGCCUGAAGCCGAUAUUACGCUUCUGUCACCUCCGGAUUCCCCGCUCACUUCUGCAGUUGGUGCCUGCGUGGUCACUACUACACAUCUUGAGUAG